AUGGUGAAAGAAGAACAUUCUCUGUUUUUGCUGCUUCCCAACACUGCAUCUGGAGUUGACAGCUCCUCUGUUCAACACUGCAUCCAGAGACGACAGCUCCUCAGUUCAACACUGCAUCCGGAGACGACAGCUCCUCAGUUCAACACUGCAUCCGGAGACGACAGCUCCUCAGUUCAACACUGCAUCCGGAGACGACAGCUCCUCAGUUCAACACUGCAGCCGGAGACGACAGCUCCUCAGUUCAACACUGCAUCCGGAGACGACAGCUCCUCAGUUCAACACUGCAUCUGGAGACGACAGCUCCUCAGUUCAACACUGCAUCUGGAGUUGACAGCUCCUCAGUUCAACACUGCAUCCGGAGACGACAGCUCCUCAGUUCAACACUGCAUCCGGAGACAACUGCUCCUCAGUUCAACACUGCAUCCGGAGACAACAGCUCCUCAGUUCAACACUGCAUCUGGAGUUGACAGCUCCUCAGUUCAACACUGCAUCCGGAGACGACAGCUCCUCAGUUCAACACUGCAUCCGGAGACGACAGCUCCUCAGUUUAACACUGCAUCCGGAGACGACAGCUCCUCAAUUCAACACUGCAUCCGGAGACGACAGCUCCUCAAUUCAACACUGCAUCCGAAGACGACAGCUCCUCAGUUCAACACUGCAUCUGGAGAAGACAGCUCCUCAGUUCAACACUACAUCUGGAGACGACAGCUCCUCAGUUCAACACUGCAUCUGAAGACGACAGCUCCUCAGUUUAACACUACAUCCGGAGACCACAGCUCCUCAGUUCAACACUUUAUCCGGAGACGACAGCUCCUUAGUUCAACACUGCAUCUGGAGUUGACAGCUCCUCAGUUCAACACUGCAUCCGGAGACGACAGCUGCUCAAUUCAACACUGCAUCCGGAGACGACAGCUGCUCAAUUCAACACUGCAUCCGGAGACGACAGCUCCUCAAUUCAACACUGCAUCCGGAGACGACAGCUGCUCAAUUCAACACUGCAUCCGGAGACGACAGCUCCUCAAUUCAACACUGCAUCCGGAGACGACAGCUUCUCAGUUCAACACUGCAUCCGGAGAUGAGAGGUCCUCAGUUCAACACUCCUUAGUUCAACACUACAUCCAGAGAUGA
Messenger RNA from Oncorhynchus mykiss (rainbow trout), 1128 nucleotides. NCBI's taxonomy places the organism in Eukaryota, Metazoa, Chordata, Actinopteri, Salmoniformes, Salmonidae. The record is from RefSeq and is a predicted model, not a curated record.